Messenger RNA from Rotaria sp. Silwood1, 1689 nucleotides. Lineage: Eukaryota; Metazoa; Rotifera; Eurotatoria; Philodinida; Philodinidae. The record is from the annotation of a GenBank genome assembly.
AUGGCUACCGAUCUGGAAUAUCAGACGUCGACAACAACUCCUGAAAUCGAUGAACAUCUUUAUUCACGACAACUUUAUGUGAUGGAAAAAGAAGCAAUGUACGAAUUACGUAAUGAUGAUAUUCUUAUAUCAGGCAUGCGUGGUCUUGGUGUUGAAAUUGCUAAAAAAUCUGAUACUUAUUAUUUUUCUGACUCUGAUAUUGGUCAAAAUCGUACUGAAGUUACUAGAGAAAAAUUAUCUGAACUGAAUACUAAUGUUAAUGUGACAUAUUCUUCAUGCAAUAUUGAUGAAGAUUUUCUUCAAAAGCAUAAAGUGAAUGUAUUUGUUCUUACUGAUGGUGAUAUUGAUAAUCAAGUGAAAAUAGGUGAUUAUUGUCAUGAACAUGGAAUAGAAUUUGUUAAUGUUAAUACAAAAGGUUUAUUUGGACAAAUAUUUUGUGAUUUUGGUCAAAACUUCAAAGUACUCGAUACAAAUGGUGAAGAUGCAAUAACAGAAGAAAUAGUCAAUUCAAUCAGUCAUGAUGAAAUUGGUGUUGUAUCAAUAGUGACAUAUACAAAAGAUGGUUUCGAAGAUGGGUCAUACGUUACUUUUCAUGGUGUGAAAGGAAUGACUGAAAUUAAUGAUCGUGAAUUCAAAAUCACUGUACUAGCUCAAUAUACAUUUCUGAUUGGUGAUACAAGAAAUUUUGGUGUCUAUGAAGGUGGUGGAACAGUUACUGAAAAAUCAUUUUCUGAUUCAUUGAAAAAUCCAGAAAUGUUAAUUUAUGAUUUUUCAAAGAUAUCAAUGUCUGCUAAUCUUCAUUUAUCCUUUCAAGGUUUAUCACUUUUUCAAAACCAAUAUAAUGCAUUGUCUCAACCAUGGAAUGAUGAUGAUGCAUAUAAAUUCUAUGAAAUAGUUGAAAAAUUGAAUAGAGAAAAUCGUGAACAAGUAUUAACAGAUCAACUAAAUAAACAUUGGAUAAGACUGUUUGCUAAAACAUGUACUGGUGAUUUAUGUCCAAUUCAAUCUGUUAUGGGUGGUAUUGCUACUCAAGAAGCAAUCAAAGCAGUGACAGGAAAGUUUAUGCCAAUUCGACAAUUUUUAUAUUUUGAUGCUAUUGAAUGCUUACCUGAAAAUGUCUUUCAUCCAUCAAAUGAAACAACAAAAGUUGUUUUUGGUGAAGAUUUUCAAGAUAAACUAGGCAAUGCUAAAUACUUUCUGAUUGGUUCAGGUGCAAUUGGUUGUGAAAUAUUGAAAAAUUUUGCUAUGAUGGGUAUUGGAUGCGAAAGAGAUGGUCAAUAUGUUGAUCGUCAUUGUGUCUAUUAUCGAAAACCAUUGGUAGAUAGUGGUAUAUUUGGUACAAAAGCAAGUGUUCAAGUUGUUGUACCAUUUCUUACUGAAUCAUAUUCAUCUACCAAUGAUCCAUUCGAUUCAACAGUAGACCUGAGUACUGCAAUAAAUUUUCCAAUUUCUAUUAAUCAUAUCAUUCAAUGGGUACUCUAUACUUUUUCUGAUCUAUUUACAAUUCCUGCUCAACAAGUUGAAGAAUUUGUGCGUGAUUCCAAAGGUUUCGCUGAACGAACGGCUAAAAAGCCCUCUGAAUAUGAAAAAAAUGAAAUUGUUGAAAAUGUUAAACACAUUCUUGUUGAACAUCGUCCAAGAAAUUUCACCGAUUGUAUUAAAUGGGAAAGUUUAUAUCGUUUACAAUAA